Molecule: messenger RNA, 1616 nt
Organism: Durusdinium trenchii
Lineage: Eukaryota; Dinophyceae; Suessiales; Symbiodiniaceae
Source: the annotation of a GenBank genome assembly
UUGGCUCGCAGGGACCCGGCUCCACCGCGCGGUCGACGAACGAACCGCGUUCGGACGGCGGGACGGCAGCUUGCGGUGUCCCGGGCGGGCGAUCGUGCGCCUCAUGGGAUGAACUGGGAGGAGUUUCAGGAGGGGGAGGGCUUUUCGGAGCAGGAUGCCUUGGAGACCGCCAAGCAAGUGGCCUAUGACUGUGCGAAGAGCGUGCAGUUUGCAGGGCAUUUGUUGAAAGGGCCUGAGCUGGUCUUGAGGAUUUGGGAAUCCACAGCGGGUGCCAUCUUCAAGGAAGUGGAGACUGGGCGGAAUAUUUUUGUCUUUGGCCUGGGCACCUUUGGCCUGAAAGCGCAGCAGCUGAUCUUCGCCCCGCAGGAGGAGUUCCUCAACACCCACAGUCUGGACCCCGGCUUCUUCCUCGCCCAAAUCCCGCAGAUCCCACGCCCCAGCACAGCGCUGGUCGCCUCCGCCGUGGCUGUGCCACGCUCCGCGGGGCCACGGGUGGAAGAGAUGGCCACCCUGGCGGCAAAGCUGGAUUUGCUGCCGCGCACCAAGCACUCGGUGGCGACGGUGGCGCGGCUGCUGGAGAUCUCCAGCGAGCUGGUGCUUCAGGCCUUACAGGCCAUGGUGCACCGCAUGGGGCAGCAGAUGGCGACGGACGAUUUGGCACUGAGCUUUGCGCCGCUGGGCACCUUCUUUUCUCGCCAGAAACACCUCAGCUUUCGUCCGGACCCGGCCGCCGCAAGGGCGGCGGCGGCCCUGUCGCCGGGGCUGUGGAACUUUGGGCCGACGAUUCCAUUGAGGAAGCUGCUCUCAACAGUGGAGAAGCGGAAGUCUAAACUGGCCCGAGGGCCGGUGCCACCACCUAAGGCCGGCCGUCUCCGCCCCCAGCCGCGCGGUCGAGACCGCGUUUCGACCGGCGAGGGCCGGUGGGAACGGUCGCUGCCGGGCACGGCGGAAGUCUAUCCGGACUUGCUGAACGAGUACAGUCGCACACCGGCUGCUCCAUUCGUGGGCAUGGAGGACUCACGCUGGCUGGUAGUGUUCAAGGCCUUUGAUGUUCUUUCUUCAAUGGUUUUUGCUGGUAGUGUCGUGGCGUUAAUUUGUCGUUUCCUAAGAAUCUCCAGCGGUUCAGCAAGCGGUACAGUAGAAUGUUCAACACACAUAUUCAUGAACAUUCUCCCAAGGGCUCCCGGAUACCUUCUCAGAGGGUGUCUGGAGUCCGGGGCCUGUCUCAGGAGGUUUUGGCUCCGGGACCUCCCUCAGCAAAAGUUAGAAUUUAACGUAAAUGGUUUUCCCAAAAACACAUGAAUGGUCACCAAAACUGAGUAAUCUUCCAGACAUGUUCCCUCACCAAGGGGUUUUGAACCACAAUUGUUCCCCAUCUUUGUUCCUGCCACCCUCCAGCAGCCCGCCGUUUUCACAUGCUCACCACGUGCUCGCGCCAACGACGAGCUCGCCAACGAGUAGAGACCAUUGGCUUCGCCCAUGGAGUGCCACCGGUGAAGUUCAUUCCUCAUGAGGCAAGCUGUGGGUGUGCGACAGGGACAGUGGGUCAGGGGGAAGAGGGCCUUGUAAUGGCCAGUGCGUGGUGCAAGUAAAGCACAUCAACGCAAGACAAAACU